Engraulis encrasicolus (European anchovy) is the source of this 4893-nucleotide messenger RNA. RefSeq names its product prolylcarboxypeptidase (angiotensinase C) (gene prcp). Lineage: Eukaryota; Metazoa; Chordata; Actinopteri; Clupeiformes; Engraulidae. The transcript is spliced from 9 exons. The coding region runs from base 475 to 1953 and encodes 492 amino acids. The record is from RefSeq and is a predicted model, not a curated record. Gene Ontology annotation, molecular function: serine-type exopeptidase activity; dipeptidyl-peptidase activity. Gene Ontology annotation, biological process: angiogenesis involved in wound healing; proteolysis; negative regulation of systemic arterial blood pressure.
UGCGCUGAUAAACAGUUUGCUCUUUCGCUGUCUCUUGUCUUACCGUUACUAUGCCAUUUGUUCCGUACAUUUGGAUGUCUACAGAGCACCAUAUCCUAAGAUAAAGCGUUGUCCUGACAAAUAUCCUCGUGAAAAUGCAUUUGUUAGACUAGCGUAGUUGGUGUAUUUUGCUCAAGAACCCAAGUUAUCUCACAACAGACGCAACACCUUUGCGCGCUUCAGGUGCGGUUUACCUAAGUGACUGACGCCCCUUUGGCAACAACUUGGGUUUGGUAUUGCGCAUGUGAUCAUAACUUGCAUCACUUGACCUGUCAGGCGCGCGCUGACAGUCAGAAGAUUUGCCUUUUUGGCAAUUUCCUUCCUUCUUCCGCUCAUGCGAACCAAACUAAUAAACCUGGAGUAGUCUUUGCCCUCAGUCAGUCUGGCUCGACUGGGGACCAGACAACAUCAUUGAAGUUCAUUAUUAGGUUUGCAAUGCAAGUUGCUAUUAUGUGUCUGUUACUUUGCGCCUUCCUCGUCUUGAGUUCUUGUAGUGCUCAUGUUUUAGCAUUGAAGCCGCAUCUGUUCAAGCACAGAGUAUCACGUCCUGCAGAUGUUGACAUCGUUUACAAAACCUACUACUUGGACCAAAAGAUCGACCAUUUUGGAUUCCUGGAGAAUGGCACUUUCAAGCAGAGGUACCUUGUCGCCGACCAGCACUGGCACAACGAGGGUGGACCCAUCCUCUUCUACACGGGCAAUGAAGGAGACAUCGCAUGGUUCUGUAAUAACACUGGAUUCAUGUGGGAUGUGGCUGAGGAACUGGGCGCCAUGUUGGUGUUUGCUGAGCACCGCUACUAUGGAGAAUCCAUGCCGUUUGGGGCCGAGUCUUACAGCGAUGCCAAGCACCUGAACUACCUGAGCUCAGAACAGGCCUUGGCAGACUUUGCGGUGCUGAUCCGGUAUUUAAAGGAGAGCUGGCCUGCUACUCGCCGCAGUGCUGUCAUUGCCAUCGGGGGCUCUUAUGGGGGCAUGCUGGCGGCCUGGUUCAGGAUGAAGUAUCCACAUGUUGUGGCAGGGGCCCUGGCUGCCUCCGCUCCCAUUUGGCAGUUCCCGGGCAUGGUGGACUGCGGCGUCUUCUACAAAAUCGUGACGGACGAUUUCAGCCGAGCCGGGAAGCGCUGCAGCUCCAGCAUCAGGUCCUCGUGGAAAGCCAUUGACAAAAUGGCCUCUACUGACAAGGGUCUUCAGUGGCUUUCCAGUGAAUUCAGCCUGUGUGCACCGCUCACAAAGGGCUCGGACUUGAAGAGUUGGCUGCAGGAGACGUGGGUGAACUUGGCCAUGGUAGACUACCCUUACAAAGCCAACUUCCUGCAGCCGCUACCAGCAUGGCCAAUAAAGGUGGUGUGUCAGAAUCUGCAGUUCAGCCCUGACGUGCCAGAGGAGAAGCUCCUCCACGGCGUUGCCGAGGCAGCAAAGGUCUACUACAACUACACCGGCGACGCCUCCUGCCUCAACAUCUCGCAGUCUGCCACUGGUAACCUGGGCAUGAUGGGCUGGUUCUAUCAGGCCUGUACGGAGAUGGUGAUGCCCAUGUGUACGGACGGUGUGCAGGACAUGUUUGAGCCUCUAGGAUGGAGCUUCCAGGCCUUCUCGGACGAGUGCUUCUCCAUGUUUGGCGUGCGGCCGAGGCCUGACUGGGCCGAGGUGAUGUACGGUGGGAAGGCCAUCGGCGCUCACAGCAACAUCAUUUUCAGUAACGGAGGUUUGGACCCGUGGUCUGGUGGAGGUGUUCUGCAGAGCUUGUCCGACUCCCUGGUGGCCAUCUGGAUCCCUGAGGGGGCGCAUCACCUGGACCUGCGCUACAACAAUGAGUACGACCCCCACUCCGUCCUGCAGGCACGCCAACAGGAAGUGGCUCUUAUCAAGCAGUGGGUUAAGCAGUGGGGCGCACAAGACCACGUCGAACUCUGACCACGACCAUGUGAAUAGCUACUUGCUACUACUGAGGAAAUGAAUCAAGGGUUACGUUUCUCGUCAGCAUCCUUGCUAACUAAGUUGGCAACUAUUCUAACUAUUUCUUACAGUACAAGGUUAGCAACUUACUUGUUUGCUAUGUAAUUUCCCAUUGGCAACCUAGUAAGUUGCUAUGGGGUUAGCAAUGGCGCUUUCGAGAAACGGCGUCCUGACUGGGUGAGGAAGUGAAAAGAAUUAAAAAAAAAAGAAAUCAGGCACAAACUUGAAAAAAGCAAAACAAUGUCAUUGCAGCUUUAUUGUCAGCAUCUUUCAGUGGCAGACCAACCGUAUUGCGAAAGUAAAAGGUCUUACAGUACAUAUUUCUUCUGACUGCUCUCUCAACAUGGGUGGUUUGAUUUAUUGUAUGGUCUACAUAGGGCUCAGAACUGGCUAUAACAAAUGCUAUCAGGAAUUGUCAGGAUUUUUCCCUUUCUGAAUCUGUGAAGUCUAUCUCUGGUUACUGACCAAGCAAACAAGCAGAAAAAAAACAACUUGCAAAAAAUGGGAAAUUGGUUUCUCCAUGAUGAUCAUAUGUUUACCUCAGUUAAUGCAGCUUAAAACCUCUUUUUUUUCCUUCCGCGGCACAAUCAAAGACUUAGCCAAAAAUGUGCUUGCAGCUUUACACUAUUGUCAGUGUGUUUAGUACUAAAGAGCAAUGCAGCUUUGGAUUGGAAUGGAACAUCAAAAAGGUGAUAUAAUGAAGGAAUUGCAUUGUUCUAGAAAUAUUUUUAGGAUACCAAAUACGAAGUUUGCUUGAACAUCCCUUUUCAAAACUGGUGGAAUGGUAGCCAUGUAAACUACACCAACCCUACCAGCAAUUUUCUUUCUCUCGCUUGCCAGGCUAGUGCAGUGGUUUUCCACCUUUUUUGAGCAAAUGCCCCCUUGACCUCAUCAUAAGCCUGCCAAUGCCCCCUUGACCUCAUCAUAAGCCUGCCUUGACCUCAUCAUAAGCCUGCCAACGCCCCCUUGACCUCAUCAUAAGCCUGCCAACGCCACCCUUAGUAUUAAAAAAUAAAAUCGUCUAAUGACCGCAUUGGCAUCUUUGCGCCCCUAGUCUCAGCCGCUUCCCUCUCAGUGACCACCCUCCACAAUAGGCAUGCUGUAGUCACUUAUGAUAUACUAUAGUGAGUACUACCCCACACUACCGCCUGUUCAGAGAUAUACCUAUUCUUCAUUUUCAUUUCCGCAGAUUCUGAGCAACUGCUUACAGGACUAUGCUCCUUACAGGACUAUGACCCUAUGAUGCCAAAUGCUCAUAGUGUUUUAAGACCAAGGGAAAGAAACCCAUUACCCAAUCUAACCUGUUCACUUGUGGUUUUCUGAAGAAUCUGAACUUGAUAUUGGAGCGGGGGCUAGAGAUUGCACUUAAAUGUACACACUUUGUUGUCUCCCAGUUGUCAAGAAGUGGUGGUAUAAUGCAGUGAGUACCUCAAUAUUUCCCACUUCUCACCUCUUUAGGGGUAUUUUUCAUCUUCUAUUACACAGAUACUUGGAGAUACUAUAAACGAUCGCCUAGCCAUUCGUCAGGUGACUCGGAGCGCAGAGUUUUUUGUUGUAUCGCAGCACAACUGUUAUCAAUAGAUGAGUAAUAGAUCAUGAUGAUGGUAUCAUAUUGUGUAGUGUUGGGGCUACCACUCCAAUUUAAUCGGAUGUCUUGGCAGAAGGGUAAAGCUAAUUCUUUAAGGUACUAUCAGUGAUUUUUAAGUGUCUUAGAAAUACACAAUACCUAUUUCUCAACAGACUCGUAUCCUCUUAUCGUCUGCUACUUCGCCAUCCAUGUUUUUUUUUAUCUUGAGCAACACAAACGCAGCGAACUAGAACGAUUUUGUUUCUCAGUUCUCAGAGAGGAUAGGAGGUAGUGGUUAGUCAACACUUUUGAGCAAAAGAGACUACUGGCACUUUGAAUUUAGAACUAAAGUAAAAGCACACAAACAAACAACAUCUGCGACCAAGGUCAUCGAUGACCUCUUUGUGUGGACCGUUGGGUGAUUUGCUAUGAAAGCAUCAUAAGUGUUUUUCUGUGCCUUAAUAUAUGCUGAAGCCUCUUAAAUGGAAAUUUUGGAAACUGUGAUGUUUUACAUCUGGGGACAGUAUUAUGUAGAGUAUUUAUAUUACCAAUUACAAAGCCAAAUGCCUCUGUGUGUUUGAGAUUUAGCAGACCAUCUGUAUGUUAAUAAGCCAUAGACGUACUCUUCUGUUUUCCUGGGUUGUGUUUCUCGAAAGAGUAGUUGUUAUCCGGUUAGCAACUUGGGUAGGUGCCAAUGAGUAAUUGAAUUGCAACCAACAAAGAUAAUGUAGUUUGUUUGUUUUGUAGUUAGUUUUGGGAAAUUCCCCCAGAUUGCAGCUUUGCUCUCAGUAAAUAUGGGUUCAGAACAAUCUGUUUCAAGUUGCAGCUUCGCACAGAAACACCUGUUGACUACUUUUCAAUGUGAACUUUUCACACACCGCACUCCAUUCAAAUUACUUGAAAAUUAUGUGUGAUUCUUUUCUCUAAGGGCUGGACCCAAAUGUCACCAAAGCAGAUUGUGUGGUUCACUAGCUUUUUUUUUGUUCAGCACAGUGCGUUUUAACACUGAAUUGUUUUUUGUUUUUUUAACGUGGCGCUUUAGCCUUUCAUUGUAUUAAUAAUUGACUGUCACUCACGCUGGUGACUUCCCGUAAUCAUGUGGUGUACCAAAAUGUCAAGAGUGACUUAACUCUCUCUGUGUCUCCCUCAUUCUUGUUCUCGUUCUCGUUCUCGUUCUCGUUCUCGUUCUCUCUCUCUCUCUCUCUCUCUCUCUCUCUCUCUCUCUCUCUCUCUCUCUCUCUCUCUCUCUCUCUCUCUCUCUCUCUCUCCCUCUCUCUUCCUCUCUGUGUUUCAUUGUUGCUGGAAGGAAUAAAAAGGCUUUCCUAUUUUUA